AAUAAAGCGUCCUACUUUUAAGGGUCUAGUUUUUCAUCGUGUCACGUGGGCUGAGUGCUGGCGGGGACCUCCUUGAUUUCAACGGCCUGAACCUAAGAAAAAAGACAUCAAGGGAUGCACUCAACCAGUGCCACGAACGAUUGAAAGAUAUCUGAUUCUCUAAGAGAUGCAUACCUAUAGCGGCUUGAGUAGGAUGAUUAGUGCAUACGAUGGUGUUUCGAACAUGGAAAUUUUUGGAUUACCGAAAUAUCUUGAAGAGGACAGGCAAGUCAAGAAUCCUUUUUUCACGGGAGAAACCGCUAACGCACUUUACAACGUACUGUUUUUGUACUCUAGCUACCAAUUUAAAGUAGUUGUUCUUGUUGCCUUGUUCAACAUCAGGACUAGAAGUACUACACCGUGAUCGUUCUGAUCAUUUUCAUCCGCUGUUAAAACAUUUAGUUUAAGUUUUAGCAUCUCAAAGCAUGACUGUGAUCGACCGCUACACAUGAAAGUUACAUUAUUAUAGAUACAUAGCGAUUGCGAUCACCCUCUCCCUCAUCCAGUUCCUUCGUGGCGGACUUCGCUGCCAUCCUGAUGAUCGCGAAAACAUUCGAGGCUUGAUUCGACUCUUCAACGUCUUGAUCGACACGUAUGCCAACAACAAAGAGGAAAACCACGCCGAUGACCCUGCUCGCAAGGAACAAAUUCUUGCUUUGAAGAUUCCGGAAGACAAGCUAAAAAAACCAACUGGAUCUCAGCAGGCCAUCAACGAGAAAACGAAAGCCACAAUGAGGAAGGCCGUUGAGGAGUAUCAGAAGGCGAGGACAGACGUCGAGAAUCUCUCAGCUGAAGUGAAACUGGAGGAAGCAAGAACUGCAAUGAAGGGAGCGGUCAGCCACGAGCUUCCGGUCAAGACAACCGCAUUCAAUACGGCAGUCAAGAAAGUCGAGGACCAGGUCUACAAAAAAGGAAUGGAGAUUCUGUACAACAUCGUGCGUCGCAGCGAACUCGGAGAAGGCGCAGGCGAUGGAGGUGGAGUUUGAAUAGGAGAAAAUCAACAAUGGUGAAUUAGAUGAAGACACUGAGGAGAGUCUGAGACUGUGAUCGCGAUCGGGACUAUUUACUAUCAUAAUAUAACAUUGUGAUCGAGGUUAUGAAUAUCAACACCUUGCUGGACCGCUUCAGGGACUGUUUCAUCUUGCCAGUGAUUGAGGAUAGUCACUUGAGAUGCACACAUGACGUAAAACUGUAUUGACUAACAUGAGUCUGACUUUCUUGACUCUUGCUUGACGAUAAGGCGAUCAAGUUCAUACUUCAUUUACUUGUUACCAGAAUUUUAGUGAAGGCGAGCACGACUAAGCCUGAGCACAUGAACCGCGGGCACAAGAUGCGAAAAGAAAUUUUGAACAUUUUGACUUUUUUCCUUCAUAAACAUGAAAUUUGCCGUCACAUGUCCGUCUCACGAUUCUUUCUGGUGCGAAGACGAUGCCCGCAU
Molecule: messenger RNA, 1477 nt
Organism: Amoebophrya sp. A25
Lineage: Eukaryota; Dinophyceae; Syndiniales; Amoebophryaceae
Source: the annotation of a GenBank genome assembly